Paramisgurnus dabryanus is the source of this 2272-nucleotide messenger RNA. RefSeq names its product IMP (inosine 5'-monophosphate) dehydrogenase 2 (gene impdh2). Gene Ontology annotation, cellular component: cytoplasm. NCBI's taxonomy places the organism in Eukaryota, Metazoa, Chordata, Actinopteri, Cypriniformes, Cobitidae. Gene Ontology annotation, molecular function: IMP dehydrogenase activity. Gene Ontology annotation, biological process: GTP biosynthetic process. The record is from RefSeq and is a predicted model, not a curated record.
UUAUAUCGGCGGAAGGCGAGGACGUCCUACAGACAGACACGUGCGAUGCUUGUGUGCACCUCAGAGUGGUUUCUGUCCGAAAACAAGAGCUCGGGUGGGAUUUUUUCCACACUCAGACCGGCGAAGCACCAGACUUUUUUCCUAUAAAUAUCAACAUCUGACAGUAUUUGUUGACAUAAGAAUCGUCAACACAGUGUUGGAUUGAAGCUGGUGGUGAACCGAACUUAUCGGACUGUGUGAACACAGACUCCUGGUUUUAAACUGAACACUUCCUGUAGGAGAUUGGACUUUUUCAGAUCAUGGCUGACUAUUUAAUCAGUGGUGAGACUUGCUAUGUACCUGACGAUGGUCUUACAGGGCAGCAACUCUUCAACUGCGGAGACGGCCUUACCUACAAUGAUAUCUUGAUUCUGCCUGGGUACAUUGAUUUCACUGCUGACCAGGUGGAUCUGACAUCAGCCCUGACAAAACAAAUCACAAUGAAAACGCCGCUGAUCUCAUCACCUAUGGAUACAGUCACAGAGUCUGGAAUGGCUAUUGCAAUGGCGUUGACGGGUGGUAUUGGCUUUAUUCAUCAUAACUGCACACCAGAGUUCCAGGCCAAUGAAGUCCGCAAGGUCAAGAGGUACGAGCAAGGUUUCAUUACCGAUCCAGUGGUGAUGAGUCCGAACGAACGAGUUAGAGACGUCUUCCAGGCUAAAGCCCGACACGGUUUUUGUGGUAUUCCAGUAACGGACAACGGUCAGAUGGGUGGACGGCUGGUCGGCAUCAUUUCGUCACGAGAUAUCGACUUCCUAAAGGAGACUGAGCACGACCUACCUCUCAGUGAGGUGAUGACUAAGAGGGAGGAUCUUGUUGUAGCUCCAGCAGGAGUGACAUUGAAAGAGGCCAAUGAAAUCCUUCAGAGGAGCAAGAAAGGUAAGCUUCCUAUAGUAAAUGAGGAGGGAUGUUUGGUGUCCAUCAUUGCUCGGACAGAUCUGAAGAAAAACCGAGAUUUCCCACUGGCAUCAAAAGACUCGCGUAAACAGCUGCUAUGCGGCGCAGCCAUUGGUACACACAAUGAUGACAAAUACAGACUCGACCUGCUGGGGCAGGCUGGCGUGGAUGUAGUCGUCCUGGACUCAUCUCAAGGAAAUUCCAUCUACCAGAUUAAUAUGAUUAAGUACAUUAAGGAGAAAUAUCCCAGCGUACAGGUCAUCGGUGGCAACGUGGUGACUGCGGCUCAGGCGAAAAAUCUAAUCGAUGCGGGAGCGGACGCCCUCCGAGUGGGAAUGGGCAGCGGCUCAAUCUGCAUCACGCAAGAAGCGCCUCUCAGUAUCCCUCCUGGUUUAAAGCUCCUCAGCCCCAAAACCCCAACUACUGUUACGGGAUACUGCAUGUUGGCGUGUGGAAGACCACAGGCUACUGCUGUGUAUAAGGUGUCAGAAUACGCCCGGCGGUUUGGAGUGCCUGUGAUUGCUGAUGGGGGAAUUCAGACCGUUGGACACAUUGCUAAAGCUCUUGCACUGGGUGCAUCUACAGUAAUGAUGGGAUCGUUGCUAGCUGCCACCUCUGAAGCUCCAGGUGAAUAUUUCUUCUCGGAUGGCAUCCGUCUGAAGAAGUACAGAGGGAUGGGCUCACUGGAUGCCAUGGACAAAAACCUUGGCUCACAGACCAGAUACUUCAGUGAGAGUGAUAAGAUUAAAGUAGCUCAAGGAGUUUCAGGGGCUGUUCAGGAUAAAGGCUCCAUCCAUAAGUUUGUCCCAUAUCUCCUUGCUGGAAUACAGCAUUCCUGCCAAGACAUCGGUGCUAAAAGCCUCACACAGCUGAGGGCAAUGAUGUAUUCUGGUGAACUUCGGUUUGAAAAGAGAACCGUGUCCGCUCAAAUGGAGGGAGGAGUGCACAGCUUGCACAGUUAUGAGAAGCGCCUGUUUUAAAGAAGAAACCACAUAUGCCAGUACAUGCACAGCCACUCACACAUACAUGCACAAACCUCCGAUUAAUGAACUUCCACACGUGCUUUUGCACAUACAGACACCCAAACACACUUGAGAACCUCAGCUUCCUCUUUCUCGUCUUCCCGGACACCUCUUCUCUGAGCGAGGAGAAAAAAUGUGUCAAUGUCUAUAUGCAUAUGCCUAUAUGAGUGUGUGUGUGAGAGUGUAUGUGUGCUUGUGAGGAGCAUGUGCUGUCUGCUCUCAUGCGUCAGAUGCAUUACAUGUCAAAAAGAUGUUCAUGUUUUAAUCAUUUGACAACUGGGAAAGUAUUAAAAAAUAAAUUUUGUUGCCACACA